AUGACUGAUGUCGACCUAUUCCCACGCGUCGAACGCACAUUAUUAGAUUCAUGUUCAAACGCGAAUUUAAUGACUCAAAAAUUUCUUAAUAGCUUACAGUUGCCAACUAAACAGUGUUUUGUUAAUAUCGGAGCAGUUGACGAUACGAGCACUGUUUCGGAAAAAUAUGUCAAAGCUACUUUCUUUUCAACUUACAAUAAUACUGAACAUCAAUUAAAUUUCUUGAUCGUACCAAAAAUCGUCAACAAAGUGCCGAAUGAAACUUUUCCUCGAGAGAAAUUUAACAUUCCCAAGAAUAUAAAACUAGCCGAUCCGCAAUUUCAUGUUCCUAGGCCUAUUGACGUUCUUUUAGCGUCUGGUCCCACAAUGUCUUCUUUGGCAAUCGGUCAGAUCAAAUUAGCUAGUGGAAAUUCCAAAAUCACUCUCCAGAAAACUUCGUUCGGUUGGAUAGUUGCUGGUGGUUCAAUGAACAGCAGCCCUCUUAACUCUGCUUCAUGCAACGUCGUAAAACUGGAUCAGCUGUUAGAAAGGUUCUUAACUAUUGAAGAUCUUGACUAUCAGCCGGUCAAGUCUCGCGACGACGUAAUGUGCGAAGAACAUUACGUUAAAAAUACAACUCGCGAUAGUUCAGGCCGUUACACCGUUCGUUUACCCUUCCGCCCUGGCAAUUUCGAAUUAGGUUCGACUAAAAGGCAAGCUCUACACCAAUUCUAUUCUCUAGAAAGAAAAUUUGAGGCGAAUCCCCAUUUCCGAGCCGAGUAUGAAAAGGAAAUGAACGGGUAUAUAGAGUUAGGCCACAUGACCUUGUGCGAGGACGACAACGAUGAUGGGUAUUACAUACCUCAUCACGCAGUUAUAAAGGAAACAAGCGAUACCUAUAAGCAUAGAGUAGUAUACAACGCAUCCGCAAAUUCCACAACCGGUACUUCCCUAAAUCAACUUUUGCUGACCGGCCCCACAAUUCAAAAGCCCUUACAUCAUCAACUGUUGAGUUUCCGUACUCACCCUUACGUCGUUACUGCAGACAUAGAAAAAAUGUAUCGUCAAAUUUGGAUUCACCCUGACGAUAGAAAAUUUCAGAAAAUUUUCUGGUAUCACGAGGGAAAAAUUAGGACCUUUACACUGAAUAAUGUCACCUUCGGAGUAAAGUGCGCACCUUUCUUAGCGAUUCGCACCCUUCAUCAGCUUGCUAAGGAUGAAGAGGCUAAUUUUCCCCGAGCUUCCCGUCUGCUUCGUAGCGACUUCUACGUCGAUGAUUUUCUCUCAGGCGCUGAUACCUUGGACGAUAUCAUGGCAAUUCGUGAUGAAAUGAUAAACCUUCUAAGGCGUGGAGGGUUUGUCAUUCGAAAAUGGGCGUCUAAUCAUCCGUCCGCGUUAGAUAACAUUGAUAGGAAAAUUUUCGAUUUAGAUUGCGGAAUCCAGGGAGAAUCUGCAAAGAAAACCUUUGGAGUUGUGUGGGAUUCUAAACGAGAUAUCUUCACGUAUGUGGUGAAUCCACAAAAUUCUCAAUCCACUUCCACCAACAGAAAAUUGUUAUCUCAGAUAGCGAAGAUUUUCGAUCCCUUAGGCUUGGUCGGCCCUUUAAUUCUUCAUACCAAAACUCUGAUUCAAGAGUGUUGGCGAGCAAAAAUUACUUGGGACGAGUCGUUGCCUCAAGACAUCCACACAAAAUGGAUCGUGGUAGCUGAUCAACUUCCAAGAUUGAAGGAGAUCGUAUUUCCUCGAUAUGUGGGAUGCCCAGAUCCCAUUUCUUUCGAAAUACAUGGUUUCUGCGAUGCGUCUAUGUAUGGAUAUGGCGCAUGUCUGUUCAUUCGUUCAAGCGAUUCGUUAGGGAACGUUACUAUAAGGCUAGCUUGUAGUAAAUCCAAGGUCGCUUCUCUGAGUCAUCACACAAUACCUCGACUAGAGUUAGCUGGUGCUUCUCUUUUAAAGAGAUUGUACGUCGAAUCUAAGGAUCAGCUGAGUUUUCCUGUCAAGCGGAGAGUUUUACCGCACAGUACGUCACGCGGUUUCCGACAUUCGUACAGAAAAUUGAACUAG
Molecule: messenger RNA, 2040 nt
Organism: Belonocnema kinseyi
Lineage: Eukaryota; Metazoa; Arthropoda; Insecta; Hymenoptera; Cynipidae
Exons: 1
Coding region: 1-2040 (679 amino acids)
Source: RefSeq, a predicted model, not a curated record